This is a messenger RNA of Hibiscus syriacus, 1467 nucleotides long. Its product is annotated as phytochromobilin:ferredoxin oxidoreductase, chloroplastic-like. Gene Ontology annotation, molecular function: cobalt ion binding; phytochromobilin:ferredoxin oxidoreductase activity. Gene Ontology annotation, biological process: phytochromobilin biosynthetic process. Lineage: Eukaryota; Viridiplantae; Streptophyta; Magnoliopsida; Malvales; Malvaceae. The record is from RefSeq and is a predicted model, not a curated record. The transcript has 8 exons. The coding region runs from base 351 to 1313 and encodes 320 amino acids.
AAACGGCGCCAUUCCUCAUCUCAGGAGGGCGGCGUCGAUAUUUCAGCUUCCUACUCCAGCGGAGGAAGUUCACGUCCUCGCCCUCUGCGUAGAGACGCUAUCUUCACGUGUUUAGAUGACGGGUUUUCAGUGCACGUGGCGAAAACCCAAAGACCCUAAAACCUUCCACUUUCCUUGAAAGGAAACACUUGACAGUUGUAGAAAAUAACAUUAAAAAAAACAUUUCAUGAACAAUAUGUUGGAGUUUGCAGUUCCACUUGAAUAGAAUCCAUUCGUUAUAAUUUUGUUUUCCCCUUUCCAAAAGAAGAUUGGAUUUAUCUUCUUCUUCAUCGUUAUUAAGCUCAAGCUUAAUGUUGAAACCUCACUCAGCAUUAAUGGCCAUUAACUUUAGCGGCAGCUCUCAGUGGAGUAAAAGGAAGACGAGAGGGCAUUGCUUGCUUCGAGUCUCUGCAAUCUCUUAUCAGGACUUCAUAGACUUUUCUCUUAAUGAAACCGAACGACGUACCCUUUUGCUCCCCUCUCCCCACCAGGAAAAAUAUAGUUCUAUGAUCGCAUUGGAUGGACAAACAAGGCUUGAAAUGUCAUCAUUUGAGACUCCCAGAAUCAGAUUACUUCGAAGUAUGAGCAUUAAGGGUGAAGCCAUGCAGGUAUUAGAUUUUGCUGCCUUUCCAAAACCAGAAUUUGAUCUACCCAUAUUCUGUGGGAACUUCUUCACGGCUGCUAAUAUGAACAUAGUUGUGUUGGAUCUAAAUCCAUUGCAUGAUGUCAUUAGUCGAAGAGACUACGAGGAAAAGUACUAUGACCACUUAAUGCCUCUAGGUCUCAAGUAUACCGAGCUUUUACCUUGGGGAGGAAAGCUUACGAGUGAAUCAAUAAAGUUUUUCUCACCGAUAGUGAUAUGGACCAAGUUCACUUCAAGCAAAUCUAAACAUGAAAUUCUAUAUUCUGCAUUUGUUGAAUACUACAAGGCAUGGUUGGAGCUAAUGGAGCAAGCUGUGGAGGAAACUGAUCCAUCUCGAAUUAUGAGCAAUCUUGAAGCACAGCAUAGAUAUCUAACAUGGAGAGCUGAAAAGGAUCCUGGCCAUGGGGUUUUGAAAAGGUUGAUCGGUGAGAAGCCUGCCAAGGAUUUGUUGAGAAACUUCCUUUUUAAUGGGAUUGAUGAACUAGGAAGCAAAACAUUCCUGGAUUACUUCCCCGACUACUGGAGCGAUGACGGGACGAUAAGCGAGAAGCGAAGCAUCAUUGGAAAGGGUUUCGAAAACCGACCCUGGGAUAAAAACGGAGAGUUUGUUGGUAAUGACUUGGGAAAUUAACAACCGUUUUUCCUGUUUCUCUACCAUCUCUCUGUCUCUCUCCACAUGCAUAUGUAAACUUCCCAGUCUAAGGAGUUCUAUGUUACGGUUGGAUCUUGAGAUUAUGGUUCUGAGUUUAAUUGUGGCCUAUAAACCCCCAUCCCCUUGCUAGAUU